CCAGCCUACGCGGCUUCGUUCCCACGCCGAGUUGGGUUCUUGGGCCCCUAGAUUGGCACUCUGGGACAGCUUGUUUGCCCUGCUCCCCGCGCCUGCGGUCCAGCUCUGGUCCCGGACCCCUACUCCGGUCGCGCUCCGAGCUCCCCACGACCCGCAGCGCUGCCGAGCUUUGAAAAAAGCAUCUUUUCCUGUAUCUGGGCAGAAGUAUAGGGAGUGACAAGUUUGACUUCAAAGAGAAGGAGCAAGGCCAACGAGAACAAUGGCCACUCCCUCUGGCCUUCAGCCUCUGCCACCCCUGGAGCAGGACCUGGAGGGACAGGACCUGGAGCAGGAUGAGAUCCUGAUUGUGAAGGUGGAGGAGGACUUCUGCUGGGAAGAGGAGCCCCCUCUGGAGGAGGAAGACCCCAGUCCUGAGACUUUCCGCCAGCUCUUCCGCCUCUUCUGCUACCAGGAGGUAGCUGGGCCCCGGGAGGCCCUGAGCCGCCUUUGGGAGCUCUGCUGCCGCUGGCUGCGCCCGGAGCUGCGCACCAAAGAGCAAAUCUUGGAGCUGCUGGUGUUGGAGCAGUUCCUGACGGUGCUACCGGGGGAGAUCCAGGCCCGGGUGCGUGAACAGCAGCCCGAGAGCGGUGAGGAGGCCGUGGUCCUCGUGGAAGGGCUGCAGCGGGAGCCCUGGAAACAGAGGCAGCGGGGCUCAGAGGUGCUUUCUGAUGACAUGGUGCCCCUCAGGACAGGGGAACAGUCCUCCAAAUUCCAGACAGAGGCUCAGGCAAAGGAGCUCUCUCUGGAGGAAGAGGCUCGAUGCUCCCACCAACAGCCUCCAGCCCAGUUGAGCCAUAGGCCAAAAAGGAGCCCCCUGCUAUGGCCAAAGAUGGGCCCGCCAGCCACCCAGGAUCAGGAGAUGGUGACAUCAGCCUCAUCCUUCCUUUCGGCCUGGUCCCAGCAGGUGCCAGAGACCUUGGAGGAUGUGUCCAUGUACCUGUCCAGAGAAGAGCAGAGAUGCCUGGACCCAGCUCAUCAGGAGCAUAGUUGGGACGUGCUGCGGGAGAAUGAGGGGCUCAGGAUCCAAUUGGAGGAUGGUGCCAAUACCAGGACGGACACACCGGUGAGAAUGGAGUGGUACAGAGUGCUGUCAACACGGUGCCAGAGCCCUGGCUGCCCACUCCCGGCUCAGGGACUGGCCCCAGUCAGGAGCUUGGUCAGCUCUAAGCAGCUGAGAGGCUGCCCCCCACCAGAAAUAGAGGGGCCCCGUGGGGCUGACAAGCCAUACACGUGCCCUGAAUGUGGCAAAGCCUUCAGCAAAACAUCCCACUUGACUAAGCACCAGCGCACACACACUGGGGAGCGUCCCUACAAAUGUCCCGUCUGUGGGAAGGGCUUCAGCGAUCGCUCCAACUUCAGCACACACCAGAGGGUCCACACAGGCGAGAAGCCCUACCCGUGCCCCGAGUGUGGGAAGCGCUUCAGCCAGAGCUCCAGCCUGGUCAUCCACCGCAGGACACACACAGGUGAGCGGCCCUACGCGUGCACCCAGUGUGGGAAGCGCUUCAACAACAGUUCCCACUUCAGCGCGCACCGCAGGACGCACACAGGUGAGAAGCCCUAUACAUGCCCAGCCUGCGGCAGGGGCUUCCGCCGUGGCACGGACCUCCACAAGCACCAGCGGACCCAUACUGGAGAGCGUGCUCCAACACAGUCCCAGAGGGUCCAGGACCCAGAGCCUGGCCAUCAUGCACACAGUGCUGCUCCCAGGACACUUGUUAGAAGUUCACAGUCGCAGAAUUUGUGAGGCUGCUAGACCCACUUCUGACCUAGCACCAGAUGCCCUGAUCUGAAGGCAUCUUCUGUGGGCCUGGCAGUAGGACAGUUUGGAUGCCCCAGCCAAUGCUGGAAGCCGGGCACAGACAGGGUGUCCGUCUAUCCUAGGGCAGCUGAACAAGCAGUGCAAGCCACACUCCCCUGCCCCAGGGACUCUGGUGCCUGUGUCCUCUUAUGUUAUAAGGACACCAGUCACUGGAUUAGGGCCCCCCGGUUUAUCCUGACCUCAUCUUAAGUAAUUAAAUGGUCAGAAAUCCUAUUUCCAAACAGGAUCGCAUUCUGAGGUUCUGGGCAUAUGUGAAUUUGGGGGGGCACUCUCCAGCCCACCACAGGGAGUCUCCAUGGCUACUGAUGCCCAUGUCACACCCCCCAGCCUUCCCUUCUGUCCUUGCCUUCCAAAAGCAAGCUGUGGGGCUUUUCCAGUAUUGCAGUGUGUCACAGGGGAAGAGGGGUGAGAAUGCCUUCUUGGAGACCCCUCUUCCUGGCCUCCUGUCACAGAAAGCCCAGAGAUUCCACUGGGCCUGACAGCUCUCCCCAGGAUGGGGACCCAGGGCUGCCCUUGUUCUGACCCUCGGUGGUGAUUUUCCAAUGUGGCCCUUCUUGGUUGCCGCCUUCAUCUCUAAGAAUUCUCCCCCUUCCAGCUUUUGUCUAACUUGUGAAACCAUGAGCCUAUCUGAUCUGCACACUCAUGUCUUGGUGAGUGGCUGGGAGGAGCAGUAUGAUGAAGUCUGUGGUGGGGUUAGUUGUCAUGGAAGUCAUGGGACAGCUGCUGAAACCACUGGGUUCUAGAACAUUCUGUCCAGGCAGUGUGGCUCCUUCCGUGGCUGGGUGGCCUUGGGCCUCAUCCCAGCCUGUGAUGCCCCAUCCUGUUUUGUUGCCUAUUUGCUGUAUAUAUUUUCACCUUUUGACACAACCCAGGUUCCAGAGUAUAGGACUUGCUCUUUCUUUGUUCCCUUAAUAAAUAAUAUCAGUCCUCCCCCGUCCCCCAUUUUCUCUGUCUUGUGUUGGCAGAAUGAGGCUGCCCGGUGUAGGGAUAGCUUUUACCAUCUUGACCAGCUUCCAAAGCCUUCGUGGAGCACAUGGUACCAGCCAAGCCCCUCCCAUGCAAUCCCAAGCCCCCAGCCUCAUUUCUCUCUCUCCUGGAGGUAGCUCCCCUCUCCCUGGCCAGGGAACGUUUCCGCCCUCAGCUGUGCCACACCUUGCAGGCUUCCCUCACCCCGCCAGGGUCACAGUCUCCCACUGGCACAGUGGGUCCUGCCAGCUGCCCCUCAGCCUGCCUUAGCCAUUGUCAUCCUCGGGGACCCUGUGGGUUGGGGGGGUCCGGGUCCAUGCAUGUGAGGUGGUGCAGUGGCACUUCCACAGCUUUCCUUUUAUGGGCAGGGAAGUAAGAUGCUGUGAGCAUUAAAACCCUUCUGGGUCGCACAGCCAGUUUUAGACCCAGGUCAGAACUCCCACUGUCCUCUUUGACCCACACUUGCCUCGAAAGACAUAGUAAUUCACAUACAGAGUUGGACUUUGUCUUUUUUUCCUUGAGACAGGGUCUCGCUCUGUUGCUCAGGCUGGAGUAUAGUGGCUCAGUCAUAGCUCGCUGCAACCUAAAACUCCUGGGCUCCAGUGAUCCUCCUGCUUCAGGCACCUCAGUCACUGGGACUAUAAGUGCAUGUCAUCUUGGCUGGCUAAUUGUUUUUAAUUUUUGAUGAGACAGUCUUACUAUGUUGCCCAGGCAGCCUAUGGCAGGUCUCAAACUCCUGGCCUCAAGUAGUCCUCCUGUCUCAGCCUCCCAUAGUGCUGGGAUUACAGGUGUGAGGCACUGUGGCCAUUUCUAAGGUUAAGAAAAACUACCUUUUGUCUGGCUUAAGAGCUGAGCCUCUCUGAUCACACAUCCACAGGGAGUGGGGACUGCUGGGGGUGUCCUCAGUGGCCAGAUCAACUGGGAUCUAGGGAGAAGUCUGUGGCCUUUAUCUUGGGUGCAUGUGGCUUAGGCCAGACAAGGCCUGUCUUUUGUCCUGGGCCUAUCAGUGCAGGGCCUAUACAAAGAGACCCUUGCCUGCCCUCAGCAGCAUGGCAGCUGGCAGUGACCUGUCAGCUGAAUGCUGGAAUACUUGCCCAAAUGCCAAGUGCCCUGCUCUGCCUCACGGGUCCAUGACAUGGCGGGACCCAAGCUGAGGAUGGUUUCUUGGCUUGUUACAUGGACCAGGCAUGGGAAA
Messenger RNA from Nycticebus coucang (slow loris), 4022 nucleotides. RefSeq names its product zinc finger protein 500 (gene ZNF500). Bases 260 to 1786 code for a protein of 508 amino acids. The transcript has 6 exons. NCBI's taxonomy places the organism in Eukaryota, Metazoa, Chordata, Mammalia, Primates, Lorisidae. Gene Ontology annotation, biological process: regulation of DNA-templated transcription. The record is from RefSeq and is a predicted model, not a curated record.